AUGGAGGUCUUAAGAGUUUUAACUGUUGGGAUUUUGGUUUCAUGGGUUCCAAGUAUUGUAGGAGAGGAGGUGAUGGCUUCAACACUUGGUGAUAUUCCGGCCAUUUACAACUUCGGCGACUCAAAUUCAGACACCGGCGGUAUUGCAGCAGCUUUUUACCCCAUGGAAGCCCCAUGUGGUGAGACAUUCUUCGGAAAACCUGCUGGAAGAGGCUGUGAUGGUCGCCUAAUCAUAGACUUCGUUGCUGAGCAUCUGAAGUUGCCAUACUUGGGUGCAUAUCUGAAUUCAAUUGGAACCAACUUCAGGCAUGGUGCGAACUUUGCAACAGGAGGUGCAACCAUUAGGAGGCAGAAUGAAUCAUGGUUCGAAAAUGGUGUAAGUCCAUUCCCUCUUGAUAUUCAGACCGAGCAUUUUCAUCAGUUCAAAGAACGUACAACCGAUCUCUACAAUCAAGCCAAAAAGCCAUCCGAGAGAAGCAAUCUCCCGAGGCCAGAGGACUUCUCAAAGGCUCUUUACACCUUUGACAUUGGCCAAAAUGAUAUUGCUGUUGGUUUUCGGAAGAUGAGUGAUGAAGAACUCCGAGCAGCUAUACGGGACAUCGUUGACAAGUUUACAGCAGCAGUUCAAUAUCUAUAUCAAGAAGGGGCAAGGGCGUUCUGGAUACACAACACAGGCCCCAUUGGUUGUUUGCCGGUAUACACAGUGAGUGUUCGAAAUCCGACGCCAGGGUAUCUUGAUGAGCAUGGAUGCGUCAAGGGUCAGAAUGACAUUGCCAUGGAGUUCAAUGGGCAGCUCAAGGAUAGAAUGAUCCAACUAAGGGCAGAGCUCCCUGAAGCUGCAAUAAUAUAUGUGGAUGUUUACGCAGCAAAGUAUGGAUUAAUCAGUAAUGCAAAGAAGCAAGGAUUUGAGGAGGCCUUCAAGAUCUGCUGUGGGAUUCAUGAGAAUGACACUAGUAUCUGGUGCGGGAAUAAAGGGAUGAGAAAUGGUACGGAGGUCUUUGGUGGUUCUUGUGCAAGGCCUUCUACAUAUAUCAGCUGGGAUGGUGUACACUACUCUCAGGCUGCAAAUCUUUGGGUUGCUAAUCAAAUAUUAAAUGGUUCGCUGUCAAACCCACAAGUACCAAUCACCCAAGCAUCUUUGGGUUGCUAA
Cornus florida is the source of this 1149-nucleotide messenger RNA. Its product is annotated as GDSL esterase/lipase At5g14450-like. The record is from RefSeq and is a predicted model, not a curated record. Gene Ontology annotation, molecular function: hydrolase activity, acting on ester bonds. The transcript has 5 exons. NCBI's taxonomy places the organism in Eukaryota, Viridiplantae, Streptophyta, Magnoliopsida, Cornales, Cornaceae. The coding region runs from base 1 to 1149 and encodes 382 amino acids.